CAGAUGUUGCAAGUGAUGAGGUUUGCUAUAGAGGAAAUUAACAACUCAACCUCCAUCUUGCCUGAUGUGUCCCUUGGCUAUGAGAUCUUUGACCAUUGCUCAGAAGUGCAGAAUUUCCCGUCAGUCUUUGAAUUCCUUUACAAAAAUCGUUCUGUUCUAAUUCAUAGUAAGCCUAAAGUCGUGUCUAUGCUUGGCCCCUAUGGAAGCAGUCAAACUAUUACCAUUGCGCCGUUUUUCAUGAUGGACCUUCUUCCAAUGGUAAAUUAUGGAUCAUCAAGCUCCAGAUUAAGUGAUAAAAAUGUAUAUCCAUCCUUCUUUCGAAUGAUAACCAGCAACAGAGCUCAAGUACAGCUCAUCAUUCGCAUUUUACAGAGGUUCAAAUGGACCUGGAUCGCAUUCAUAGGCUGUGACAAUGACUACAGUCGAGAUGCCCUUCAACUCUUCAUUGAUGCCAUAAGAAACACCAGCAUCUGCAUGGCGUACCAGGAUGAACUCAAAGUAGAUUCCAAACACGGCACCGUACUUGAGAAUAUAAAAAUGCUUCGUAUAAAUGUCAUCAUAGUGUAUACUUUAGAGAUGUAUGCAACUGCGUUAAUUCAAUCGGCCAUACGGAACAAUGUACAAGACAAGGUGUGGAUUGCAAGUAAUCCCUGGUCUUUGAAUAAGGCACUUCCCACGCUCCAAGGACUCAGCACCAUUGGUACUAUUAUUGGAAUAACAGAGAGGGUUGUGAGCUUACCUGGGUUUCCAGAAUUUGUCCAGAAAUCUCGGAGUGACAGUAAACAUCCUCAAUGCAAAAACGAAAAACUCCAGGAAUUUGGGGCGACCUGUAAUCAAGCUUGCUAUAACUGCUCUUACGUCGACCCGAUAAAAAUAAUUACUCAAGAUCCAUCUUUUAACUUUGCCAUUUACUCUGCAGUUUAUAUAGUGGCAAAAGCUUUACACAACAUAUUACAUUGUGGUAUAAAAGGGUGCAACAAGACUGAAAGAAUCUUUCCUUAUGAGCUUCUCAAAGAAAUAAAGAAGACAGACUUCCAACUACUGAACCAACGUGUAAAGUUCGAUGCAAACGGAGAUUCUCCUUCAAGAUACAACAUAGUGUUCUGGAACCUGGACAACUCUGAAAAUCCGUUUCAGCACGUCGGAUCAUAUGACACAGAGCCGGUUGUUCGUUUCAGUAUUAACGAAUCUCUUAUACACUGGUACAGCAAUGGAACAAUUCCUGUAUCACGGUGCUCUGAGGAGUGUGAAAAAGGCUCUGCUAGGAGACCAUAUAGAAUAUAUAAGUGCUGCUUUCUGUGUGAUGUCUGUCCAAAUGGCACCUAUGUCAAUCAGUCAGCUGAUCCGUACAGUUGCCUCCCGUGUAAGAAGAACGAAUGGUCUGACCCAGGGAGCUCUUCAUGUACAGAGCGUUCUGUGGAGUAUGUUCACAUCACGGAGCCUCUGUCAGUCCUGCUCAUGCUCUCUGUCAGCUUCAUGCUCUUUCUUGCAGCAGCCAUCGCCAUCCUCUUCGCCCGUAACUACAGCACCCCAGUUGUGAGGUCUGCGGGGGGUAAAAUGUGUUUCCUCAUGCUGGGCUGUUUGAGCGGUUCAGGUUUCAGUGUGUUCUUCUAUUUUGGCAUCCCGAACCAAAUCAAAUGUGUGCUGAGAAGCAUAUUUUUCCCUCUGUUUUACACUGUCUGUCUGUCUUGCCUCACUGUCCGAUCCUUCCAGAUAGUCUGCAUCUUCAAAAUGGCUGCCAAGCUACCCAAAGCACAUGCCUGGUGGGUCAAGUACAAUGGACAGUGGCUAUUCAUAGCAGUGGCCUCUACUGUCCAGUUAAUAUUUUCUGCACUCAGUGCUCCUAGACCCUCCAAUGACACAGUGACCUUCAAAGAUCAAAUAAUUAUGGGCUGUGACGCAACAAGUUUCAUCCCAGCCAGCUGUGCUCUGUUAUUUGCUGUCUUUCUUGGUAUUUUGUGCUUUUCCUUUUCAUACAUGGGAACUGACCUCCCCAAAAACUACAAUGAGGCCAAAUCUAUUACAUUUAGUGUGCUGCUGUUUUAUCUUUCAUGGAUUUCCUAUUUCACUAUUUACUUUCUUUACAAAGGCAAACACCUGCCCAUAUUUAAUGCAUUCUCAAUGCUGACCAGUUCAUACGGAAUUCUCUUGAGUUAUUUUGUCCCAAAGUCGUAUGUCAUUCUUUUCAAGCCUGAGAAAAACACACAAGCACACUUUCAGUCUUGUAUUCAGGAUUAUACCCAAAAGAUCAGCAGGCUGUAGAAGGCUCUUGCUGGUUGGCAUAAUGAACACUGAUUAUAUUUCUACAAGGAUGGCACAUUUAGUGAAUUUUCCCAUUCUAUACCGAAGGUUUUUUAAACCAGUAAUUUUUGUAAAUUAAGGUAAAAGAUAGUUAAGAACCACAUGGAAGCACAAUGUCAACAUUUUUCCAUUUUUAUUUACUUGCUAGUAUGUGCAUACAGGGAAAUAUUUGUAGUUCAUUCUGGCUCAUCUCCAAAGGGCCAGCAGGGGGCGUUUGGUGCAUUUUUAUACUUUAGGAAAUGUGAGUCAAGACAUGUUAGUAGUGGAUGUGAGUGAACAAGUCAGAAGAAGCAGCAAUUAAAUCCCUGAUUUAACCUGUACAUGUUGAUAUUUCAGCAGGUGGGCUGUCAAUUGUAUAUAAACCUGUUCAAUGGUAAUAAUGCAUACUCAUGAUAAAAUUAGGUUUUAUUGGUGUAAAUUAACUAAAUGAGGAGUUUUAUCCCAGUGUGUGUAUUAUACUUCAAGAUCUUGAGAUGGUGUGUAUUAGUCAUUGUAACUAGCCAGCUAAACCAGCUGAUAAUACAAUUAUGAGGUUCGAAUUAAUUAUACUGUUGACGUAUGUCAGCUGUCAAGUGUUAAUGUAUUUCAUGUAAAUUAAUAUGUCCCUCACAUAAAACCAGCACAUUUUAAUAUUUCAAUAGAAUUUCCAAACAUUACAUGUGUUGCACCAGAUUGGACUUAGCGUUUCAUUCCGUACUUGUAACACAAAGACCGAUG
Molecule: messenger RNA, 3018 nt
Organism: Anguilla rostrata (American eel)
Lineage: Eukaryota; Metazoa; Chordata; Actinopteri; Anguilliformes; Anguillidae
Product: taste receptor type 1 member 1-like
Exons: 5
Coding region: 4-2262 (752 amino acids)
Biological process (GO): G protein-coupled receptor signaling pathway
Cellular component (GO): plasma membrane
Molecular function (GO): G protein-coupled receptor activity
Source: RefSeq, a predicted model, not a curated record